Metopolophium dirhodum (rose-grain aphid) is the source of this 1002-nucleotide messenger RNA. Its product is annotated as E3 ubiquitin-protein ligase Mdm2-like. NCBI's taxonomy places the organism in Eukaryota, Metazoa, Arthropoda, Insecta, Hemiptera, Aphididae. The annotation marks the transcript as partial. The transcript has 5 exons. The record is from RefSeq and is a predicted model, not a curated record.
CAUGAACAUACGUCGCCGAACUACAACAGGAGAACAUAUUAUUUCACAUUUAAGUUGAAUUUCGUGAGACGAUCGUGGUAGUAUUUAUUAUAAAUGUCAAUCAAAAGGAAAUUUGGUGAAAUUACUUGUAAUGAUUUGGAAGACGAAAAAGAUGUGUCUUGGGGAGGCAAACGAACUAGGUACAUUUACAACUAUACUUUUGAGUCUUCUGAUUCAGAUGCCACCGAGAGUGUACAUAGUGAUCAAUCAAAAACUACAAUGGAAGCAGCUAGUGAAGCAGAUCUUUCAUCAGACAGAAGUUUUGGAAGCAACUGUGACAGUAAUGGCCAAACAAAUCAUACCGAAUUCGAUGUGGUCAGCACAUCAUCGUCUUGCCAUGAUAUUCAAUCUAGUUCUUCAGAUUCCUCAACAUUAAUAGAUUUUAAGGUUACCAAUAAUAUUAUUAAAUAUGAUGAUACGUCUUCACUAGAUAACGGAUACAUUCCUGAUGAGACUGACGUAAUAUUAACAACUACAAAAACAGAUUUGCCACCACCAGCUCAUUUUAUAAUAUGUCUUCAGUGCAGAAAGAAAAAUCCAAAUCCACACUUUCAAUACUGUUAUGUUUGUUUUCGAUAUAGGAUGGAAUAUUUUGGGAGUUUGACUAAUUCCAAUAGAAAAAAUGUCAAACAUUUAAACUUGUCCAUGCCAAAAAAAGAAUUCAACAUACUUGAAGAUUCUCAGAAAGCCUCUAAACAGGGUGUUACAACACAAAUAACAAUUAAAGAAGACACCAUCACUAAAAUGAAUGAAGAUAUAAAACAUAUUUAUAACAGUAUCUCUCUAAUAAAAGAAUAUAACACUAACAUGUGUAACAUAUGUUUAAAUAUGCCUAAAAAUGGGGUUUUUAAUCACCAAAAAAUAAGCCAUGUGUAUAGUUGUUAUGGAUGCGCUAAAAAAAUAUGGAGAAAUUCAAAUAGAUGUCCUGUCUGCAAUGUUAAAAUUAAAAGUGUAACGAAAAUU